Arxiozyma heterogenica is the source of this 1149-nucleotide messenger RNA. RefSeq names its product enoyl-[acyl-carrier-protein] reductase (gene ETR1). Gene Ontology annotation, molecular function: trans-2-enoyl-CoA reductase (NADPH) activity. Gene Ontology annotation, biological process: fatty acid metabolic process. Gene Ontology annotation, cellular component: mitochondrion. The transcript has a single exon. The record is from RefSeq and is a predicted model, not a curated record. Lineage: Eukaryota; Fungi; Ascomycota; Saccharomycetes; Saccharomycetales; Saccharomycetaceae. The coding region runs from base 1 to 1149 and encodes 382 amino acids.
AUGGUUUUGCCAACUUUUAAAAGUUCAAUUUCUACUCAAAUACCAAAGACUUUUAAGUCUAUUAUAUAUUCGUCACAUAAUGCUGAGGAUCCAACAAAGGUACUAUCGAUACAGAAUUAUACCCCAAAGGAAAAUUUAGAGGAUUCUAUAGUUUUACGUACUUUAGCCUUUCCAAUUAAUCCAUCCGAUAUCAACCAAUUACAAGGUGUAUACCCAUCUUUACCUGAAAAAACUUUAAAUUAUGAAACUAAAGAACCUUCUGCAAUUGCAGGAAAUGAAGGGUUAUUUGAAGUGAUUCAUGUCCCUAAAAAUGGAUCUGCGUCUGAUAAUGUUGAAGAUUUGAAGCUAGGUGACUGGGUUAUUCCAUUACAAGCAAAUCAGGGGACAUGGUCAAAUUAUAGAGUAUUUAAAAAUCCAGCUGACUUGAUUAAAGUAAACUCUUUAGAUUUUUUUACUGCCGCAACUGUUUCUGUUAAUGGUGUCACUGCAUAUCAGUUAGUUAAUAAUUAUGUUGAUUGGGAUCCCUCAGGUAAUGAAUGGAUUAUUCAAAAUGCAGGUACAUCAAUUGUAUCUAAAUUGGUCACUCAGAUUGCUAAAGCAAAGGGUAUCAAAACAUUGAGUGUCAUUAGAGAUAGAGAUGAUUUUGAUAGUGUUGCCAAUACCUUGGAACAUAAAUUUAAAGCUACGAAGGUUAUUUCAGAGACACAAAACAAUGAUGAGUUGUUUAGUAGACAUGAAUUACCUAAAAUAUUAGGGGCUAAUUCAAGAGUUAGACUAGCUUUGAAUUCUGUGGGUGGGAAAUCUAGUUCUUCCAUUGCAAGAAAAUUGGAAAAUAAUGCACUAAUGCUGACAUACGGAGGUAUGUCAAAGCAACCAGUCAUAUUACCAACGUCAUUACAUAUUUUUAAGGGGUUGACUUCGGCAGGUUUUUGGGUUACAGCAUUGAAUAAGAAGAAUCCAGAGAUGAAACGUGAAUCUGUUAAAGAAUUUACUAAGUUAUUUGAAAAUGGUUAUAUUAGAUCACCAAAGGACGAAAUAGAGACAGUGACAUGGGAUACAAAUACGAUGUCUGAUGAUGAAAUUCUUCAAAUAGUUAGAGAUUCUAUAGUUAAAAAAGGUAAGAAACAAAUGGUGGUUUUGAAAUGGUAA